Humulus lupulus (European hop) is the source of this 452-nucleotide messenger RNA. RefSeq lists its product as uncharacterized. The coding region runs from base 66 to 452 and encodes 128 amino acids. Lineage: Eukaryota; Viridiplantae; Streptophyta; Magnoliopsida; Rosales; Cannabaceae. Gene Ontology annotation, molecular function: zinc ion binding. The transcript has 3 exons. The record is from RefSeq and is a predicted model, not a curated record.
ACCCUAGUUUCAAUUUUCCCCCUUUCUGUCGACUUUGAAGAUAAAUUAUUGCUGCUUAUUUCUCCAUGGAUGGUGGUCGAAGGUUUGAAGAAGAAUGGAGUAAACCCAAUUGUGAUUGUGGGUUUCAGUGUGUACUACGCACUACUUGGACAUUCAACAAUUCUACUAGAAGGUUCUAUGGCUGCCCAAGAUACAAGAGGAAUGAGGUUGAUGGGUGUGGAUUUAUCAGAUGGGUGGACCCUCCAUCAUUCCCUGUACAUGGUGAAAGGUUUAAGGAGGAAAUAGGAGGGUUUUUUAAAAGGUUAGAGGAGAUGGAAGAUAAUGUUAAGCAACUACAGAUUAUGGAUGAAAAAAGAGAAGAAGAACUUGGUUCAAUAUUGAAGAUGUUAAGAGAUUUGAAAUCUGGUAUAAAUAAAAAAGCAAUUGUUCUUGCUGCAAAUGUAUCAAAAUAA